Messenger RNA from Trichomonas vaginalis G3, 836 nucleotides. RefSeq names its product protein of unknown function, DUF4106 family. The record is from RefSeq and is a predicted model, not a curated record. The annotation marks the transcript as partial. The transcript has a single exon. NCBI's taxonomy places the organism in Eukaryota, Parabasalia, Trichomonadida, Trichomonadidae.
AUGAAAAGCGCAGAAUAUAUAAAAGCUAAUAAUGACUGGUUAGAUGCCCAAGCCAACGCUAAAGCAGCCCAACUUAUAGGGUCAAUAAGGACAAAAAUACAAGCGGAUGAAGACAGUUCAAAUGAAGCUUUAAUGAAUGCUGACUUUAAGAACGCCUUCGAAGCUCUUCAUAGUAAGGUGAAACUAGUGAACGACUUCUCAUCUGGAAAGAAACUGAAGUCUGAAGGUUUCGACAAAGAGUUAAGAGAAGUAGCACAAAAUAUGACGAAAAUAACAGAUGCAGCAACGAGACAGGCAGUUCAAAGUGCCUAUGACGCCGUUAGAGCAACUGUUGUGGAAAGUCAAGAAAAAGAGUUACAACAGACCAAAACAGACCUAGUAAAUGCUUUCUUAAAAACGAAAAGUCAGGUAGGACAUUAUGCUGCAGAUGGAACAUAUGUGCCAGCUGGUGGAACUUAUAUACCAGCUGGUGGAACUUAUAUACUAGCUAGUGGAACUUAUAUACCACCAAACCCUCCAAGAGAAGCACCUGCACCAGGACUACCUAAAACAUUUACAUCGUCACAUGGACACAGACACAGGCAUGCACCAAAACCAACAGUUCAAAAUCCAGCACAGCAACCAACAGUUCAAAAUCCAGCACCACAACCAACAGUUCAAAACACUGCACAGCAACCAACAGUUCAAAACCCUGCACAGCAACCAACAGUUCAAAACACUGCACCACAACCAACAGUUCAAAACACUGCACCACAACCAACAGUUCAAAACACUGCACAGCAACAACCACAAACAGAGCAAGGACAUAAAAGAAGUAGAGAACAAGGAAACCAAGA